AUGUCCGGAAAAGUGCAGAAAGCUCCUGCUUCAGCUGACGAGAAGAUCCAGUACCUUGGCAGUGCUGUGCUCUUGCCUGGCUCUUCCCCAGACGCACCGCACCAAGGUCCCUCGUCUGCUGGUACUAUUGGUGAGCCUAUUUCGAAUUCGCGUGGGCUCUUGGUGGAGUGUUCCGAAAAAUUCCCUCCAAAACCAACCCAUUUAUCCAGAAAAAUAAGCAUACAAUCGCUCUGCAACCCGGGAAACUUGAAAUCCAAAAUCAGGCAGCUCGACAGCCAACUGCCCAAAAUGCGUCCACCUCCCCACCACGAUGAGGAAUGGGAAGAAGCCGUGGAGUUUGGGGAUGAACCGGCACUCGUCCUUGCUCGAUGUGGAGAGUACUGCGGAUAUGGGCGUUAUCGCCUCCUGCCGUGGGUCUAUUACCCCGGCGAUGCUAUUCCAGAUUUCGAUUUGCUCAACUUGGAGCAAAUCCAUCGGCUCCGCAAGAAGCUGUAUCUUAAGGAGGAUGGACGGCCACUGCUGCGUGCACCACCACACGACGAAUUCCGCAUUCUUCGACAACAGCUUGGGUUUUUUCUUCGGGCGUUCCAGGAGGCGAUUUUCAACCUGCUGAAGCCAGCUGAAAUUACAGAGUGGGAUCCGAUUUCCGCUCUCCUUAACGAUGGGCCUUCGCCAAAUCCUUAUUGA
Molecule: messenger RNA, 687 nt
Organism: Histoplasma capsulatum G186AR
Lineage: Eukaryota; Fungi; Ascomycota; Eurotiomycetes; Onygenales; Ajellomycetaceae
Exons: 3
Coding region: 1-687 (228 amino acids)
Source: RefSeq, a predicted model, not a curated record